This is a messenger RNA of Etheostoma spectabile (orangethroat darter), 614 nucleotides long. RefSeq names its product chordin. NCBI's taxonomy places the organism in Eukaryota, Metazoa, Chordata, Actinopteri, Perciformes, Percidae. The coding region runs from base 220 to 507 and encodes 95 amino acids. The record is from RefSeq and is a predicted model, not a curated record. Gene Ontology annotation, biological process: dorsal/ventral pattern formation; negative regulation of BMP signaling pathway. Gene Ontology annotation, molecular function: BMP binding. The transcript has 4 exons.
UAAGUGCCAGCCCUUGUAGUUUAAGAGAGUAGUUUUGAGGAACUGCUCUCUUCAAGGAUAAACAAAGGCUCACAUUCUUAAAUCUCAUGAUAGCUCUACUUCCUCUCAAUGGAAAAUGACUGGAGGUGCAUGAUAAGCAGAAACACUGAUGAUCAACACAUCUAUUUUACACUAGUUAUCCGGAUCCGAGUUGUGAUGGCAGCAGGCUAAAAUAAAAAAAUGUCCACAUCCGCCAGCUUUUCUUGGGGUAUCCUCAGGCCUAAUUACAAGACAUUCAGUUCAACACUGACAUUGGAGGAGGAGAACUCCGGCAUGGGAGGCCUCGCCAUGUUGACGCUGAGUGACACGGAGAACAACCUCCACUUCAUCCUCAUCCUUCAAGGCCUCAUCAAACAAAAAGACAAAGAGCCCAUUUUGGUGCCCAUCCGAGUCCAGCUUGUGUACCGACAACACAUCCUGAGAGAGAUCCGAGUCAACAUCACCUCACAUAAGCAAACUGUGAUCUAGCUGUCCGGUGUUGACUUUCCCCCAAACCAUUCAGCCUGAGGAAAAGAGCUGUCCAAUCUGUGAUGGUGAGACAGACAUAUUUUUUAAUUUUAUUUAGUAGCUAAAGA